GCCGCGCAACCAACCAUCGAACACGCAACGCCGCUUCUCUCAGCCGCCAACACACCGUUUCGCCCUCAACAACACUACGUCCACCGAGGCCAAUUGCAGCAGUUAAAUCGUCUCGCAUCAUAGUACAGCAAAAUGGCCAACGGGUGGAGUGUCAUCAUUGGCCUGGUGGUCGUUGUCGCCAUGGCGAUCGCAGCAUGGUUCUUCUCUCCUAAGGGUGAGAACCAAGUGCUCUGGCGCUCCUCCAUCAUCCUCUCCAUUGCCAGCUGCUUCCUCAUGUGGGCCAUCACAUUCCUCGCGCAACUGCACCCUCUCAUCGAGCCGCGACGGUCGGAUCUGCGCAAGGAGUACAUCCACCACUAGGGUGGAUUCUCGGGGCGGCAAGACGGGCGCGAGGCGGGACCAUGUUCAGCGGCUUGUUGUACGAAUACCCACGGGGUUCCAUACAGAUCCGGGGCGGCGUUUGGGGGCGCGAGGCGGGCAUAUUACGGGUUUUGAUAUUUCGCAUUUGGGUUGGCUUUGAACUGUACAUUCAGCAGACGGCCCCCCUGGCAAAGGCGGGCCAAUACACCACAGUUGCAUCAUAUAUCAAGCACUCACUCAUCCCAUGACG
Messenger RNA from Chaetomium fimeti, 610 nucleotides. RefSeq names its product ATPase, V0 complex, subunit E1/e2. The record is from RefSeq and is a predicted model, not a curated record. Bases 133 to 360 code for a protein of 75 amino acids. Gene Ontology annotation, molecular function: proton-transporting ATPase activity, rotational mechanism. Gene Ontology annotation, biological process: vacuolar acidification; proton transmembrane transport. Lineage: Eukaryota; Fungi; Ascomycota; Sordariomycetes; Sordariales; Chaetomiaceae. The transcript is spliced from 3 exons. Gene Ontology annotation, cellular component: vacuolar proton-transporting V-type ATPase, V0 domain.